Molecule: messenger RNA, 2029 nt
Organism: Aspergillus ruber CBS 135680
Lineage: Eukaryota; Fungi; Ascomycota; Eurotiomycetes; Eurotiales; Aspergillaceae
Gene: bfr1
Product: putative nuclear segregation protein (Bfr1)
Exons: 3
Coding region: 203-1669 (488 amino acids)
Biological process (GO): intracellular mRNA localization
Cellular component (GO): nuclear outer membrane-endoplasmic reticulum membrane network; ribonucleoprotein complex; endoplasmic reticulum
Molecular function (GO): mRNA binding
Source: RefSeq, a predicted model, not a curated record
AAACACACAUUAGCUCCGGGUCCAACUGGCCAUUCUGUCUGUCGCUCGUCCGCUCGCUUUUUAAUUCAAUCCUAGAAGAUUGAAUUUAGGCCAAUUCUUCCCGUUUUCGAGUGUUAUUUACUUUCAUUCGCUGACAAGAUGGCUGCUGUUGCUGCCAACCCGGCUCCUGCAGUCGACCACAAGGUCAAGCCUUCCAAGCCGGAUGAGGGUGAAUUCAAGAGCAGCUUGGCUGCUGCUGAGAAAGAACACUCUGCUGUUCAAGAGAAGUUGGUAUAAUCAAAUCAAGGCAAAGAUCGAGACCGCAAAGCCCAACAACCAGGACUCCCCCACGGCCAAGAGACAGCAGGAGCUUCAAUCUGAGCUUUCGUCGAUCCGUCAAAAGCAGCAAGGAUUCAAGGCCUCGAGAUCCAGCACUCAGGAGAAAAUCAAUGGUCUUGACUCCACCCUCAAGGCCCGCCUGGCCGAGCAGAACAACUCCCGCAGUCGUAUGUCGUUCAAGAAUGUCGAGGAGAUCGACCGGGAGAUUGCUCGUCUGGAGAAGCAGGUAGACUCUGGUACAAUGCGCUUGGUUGAUGAAAAGAAAGCCCUCUCGGACGUCUCGACUAUGCGCAAGCAGCGCAAGAACUUCGCCGGCUUGAACGAGGGCCAGAAGGUCAUUGACGACCUGAAGGCCCAGAUUGCCGCGCUCCGGAAGACGCUCGACACCCCCGAGGCCAAGGCCCUCAGCGAGAGAUAUACGGAGAUUCAGAAGGAGCUGGAUGCCAUCAAGGCCGAGAAGGACAGCGUAUUCAAGAACCUUAACUCUCUGAGGGAUGAGCGCACCAAGCUGCAAGGCGAGCAGCGGGAGAAGUGGUCCGCGAUUAAAGCCAUCAAGGAUCAGUACUACCAGGGACGCAGGGCGUACAAAGAAUACGAGGAUGAGGCCUGGAGAGUCCGACGCGAAAAGGCCAAGGCUCAGCGCGAUGCCAUCGAGCACGAGAAGAAGAGGAAGGUCGCGGACAAGAAGCUGGAAGAAGCCUCCCAGCCUGCCUACAGCGAUGAUAUCUUCACUGCCCAGGGUCUCAUCCGCCACUUCAACCCAUCCUACGACUUUGCCGCGCUGGGACUUGACGACAAGAAGGACCAGGGUUCCAACUUUCGUGCGGGGGUUGGCCGUACUGUGGAUGACUCCGACAUGAAGGGUGUCAAGAUCCUCAAGAAGGAGGACCGCGAGGACGACUAUUUUGCUGGCACCGGCGGUAAGAAGGGCAAGAAGGGCAAGAAGGGCAACAAUGCCAAUGCUGCUUCUGGCGCUUCCGCGGAGAACAAGUUCAACAUGAACGUCGGUAUCAUUGAAGAAUUCGCCAAGAUCAAGGUCGACCCGCCUAUGAACCAGUCCGAUGUUCCUGCGGUGGUUGAGAAGCUUGCUGAGAAGAUCGCCGAAUGGAAGAAGAACCAGGCCAGCAAGACGGAAGAGAACAUUGCCAAGGCCAAGGAAGAGAUUGCCAAACUGGAGAAUGAAACCUCCCAGGCCGAUCAGCGUACUACCGACGAUGCUAAGAAGCCUGCCCAGCAGCACAGCGGUGUCAACGGCAACGCUUCGGCUGAGGCCGAGGUGAACCAGGAGAAGGAUGCUGCUGCUGACGCUGCCGAGGAUUUGCAGAAGGCCUCUCUUGAAGACAAGGCCUAGAUGAAGCACCCUGGUAUAUAAAAGCCCAUCUACAUGUGCACUUGUAAGAUGGUUGGCAUUGCUGGGACAAGCCUUCUGGGCUUGUCUGGAGUAGUCUUUUCGAAAAAGAGAAAAAAGCGCAGCAUUUGUAUCAUUUCUUUGCUGAUCUUGGUCCUUUUGCACGAGCAUAAUCUUUAUACGACACUUUCUUUUCUUGCAUUUAUUACCCAGAUUCCUUCUCCCUUUCAGAGUCUGCCCUGGCUUGCAUAGAUGCUGUCUACCACCGGGAGUUGGUUGUAUCUGAUAUACCCAUUUCCCUUCUUUCUUCUUUUUUGGCUCUACUUUCCUGUAUAUGAUUGAUUUGCUUUUGUGAAAUGCUUA